AUGGAAGUGAUACCAGAGCCGGAUCCAGACGACGAAGGGACUAAAAUAAGUGUAGGUUACUACAUGUACAGAAUGUGUUUGGUGUCCAUAUUAGGACAUCAAAUAAAAUCAAAUGUAUUUACAUCGGCAGAUGUCACAAAGUGCCUAUACAGAAACCCAACCUAAAACCCCAAACAGCAAGCAAUGCAGAUGUAGAAUAUGGACACCAUAAGCUUGUGACGGCAUAAGUAUGGACACACAAAACCAUCACCAUGUGCAUGUUACCGUUGUGUCGUUACAUGGUUCUCUGUACUGCACCACUGUUCGCACCUGCAUCGUUCGCUGAACACCUCUACAUCUCCCUACAGACGGUGAAGGUACAGGGAAACGACAUCUCCCACAAACUGCAGAUCUCCAGGGUGGGGAAGAGUGACGAGGGCCUGUACGAGUGCAGAGUCACCAACGCCAACUACGGAGAGCUGCUGGAGUACAAGGUCCAGGCCUACCUGAAGGUGAACAGCACCCGGCCCCGCAUCAGACCGGCCAAGAAGACAUCGCCCCUGUCCCACCUGACAGCAGAUAAGAAGCCCCGCAGCAAGACAGGCGCCACAGCAGCACAAGACAGCAUGAGCACCGACCUGAAGGUUCGCUCUACCUCCAGCUCUCAGACGUCAUCAGCCAAGACAAUCAAACAGAGUUCAGGUGAGAUAACGCCGCCAGAGACUCUUCGGGUUCCGGUACUCGCAGUUUGAUGUUUCAUGGAAUUUAUGUGGACUUAAUCAUCAGCCAAUCCAUCUAUCAAUUUUUUUUUGUCUUUUUUUUUUGCCUGUAUGUCAGUCUGUCUGUUUCUCUACCUGUCCAUCUGCCUGUAUGUCAGUCUGUCUGUUUCUCUACCUGUCCAUCUGCCUGUAUGUCAGUCUGUCUGUUUCUCUACCUGUCCAUCUGCCUGUAUGUCAGUCUGUCUGUUUCUCUACCUGUCCAUCUGCCUGUAUGUCAGUCUGUCUGUUUCUCUACCUGUCCAUCUGUCUGUAUGCCUUUCAGUCCAGGCUGCAAAGAUUUUUCACAUUGCCGUACCAGUAAACCAUGGCAAUUUUUUGCCAAGUAGGAAUUCAGUGAAUUCUGCAUGACGUACCUGUGCAGAGAAGACCAAUGUGUCAGCUCUAGUUAACUCACAGUUUGCGUACAUUGAAGCUCUUAGAUCACUUCAUUAAAAUAUAAUACAUGUCCCAGAAGUGAGAUGGACCAAAAGGCCUUCACAACUUUGUUUAAACUAUGUGGCAAGUCGCCAACCCGCUCUGGGAAAAUAACUAUACUGAACAAAAAUAUAAAUGCAACAUGCAACAAUUUCAAAGAUUUUACUGAGUUACAGUUCAUAGAAGGAAAUCAGUCAUUAGGCCCUAAUCUAUGGAUUACACAUGACUGGGCAGGGGCACGACUGGGCAGGGGCACAGCCAUGGGUGGCCUGGGAGGGCAUAGGCCCACCCACUAAGGAGGCAGGUCUACCCACUGGGGAGCCAGGCCCAGCCAAUCAGAGCGAGUUUUUCCCCACAAAAGGGCUUUAUUACAGACAGAAACAUUUCUGGGAUCUUUUAUUUCAGAUCAUUGAAAAUGGGACCAACAUUUGUUUAUAUUUUUGUUCAGUAUACUUUCAUACCAAUUUCCCAAAAUGAUCAUACAACUUCAAACACACAGAAGAUCGAAUACCCCUGUGUCCUAUCCGACAUGGCUGAGUGUUGGACUACACAGAGAACGGGGAACAUUUGUGAAAUGGGUGAAUGACACCUAGCUGCAGUGCCAUCUGGUACCACCAAAUCCCAGCAGGGAUUUUCUAGACAAAUCAGACUGUUAUCGUAUUUCUUCAGUAGGCCACAGCCACAGCCAGCGCCAUCAUGUAGGCAGAUAGAUGGCGCAAGGCCAGCUCUCUCCUAAUCUCAGUUUCCCCAGAAUUUUAGUCUUUGGGAAUUUGGUCAGCUUUGUGAUUAACUUCUGGGUCUAUACUUGUAGGAAACUCUCAGCCAAAGUACCCCCCCCCCCCCUUCCGAUUCGUGUGUGCACAUGCGCAAAACACUCGAACCCGAAAGACAGUUUAAGCACUUCCUCCACCCAAUCCUGAUAGGUCCAUAAUAAUCAGUGACGAAAACCCAAAGACCGGAACUAAUGCUGCUCCUUAUCUCACGCAUCCCAUUCAGUCCCGGCAGAUUCUUCGGUCUACAUACAGAAUCUGCCCAUGGGAGAUUACCCAUGGCCUGGGUGAUGCACCCUCCCUCAAGGUGAUGCACCCUCCCUCAAGGUGAUGCACCCUCCCUCAGGGUGAUGCACCCUCCCUCAAGGUGAUGCACCCUCCCUCAGGGUGAUGCACCCUCCCUCAGGGUGAUGCACCCUCCCUCAGGGUGAUGCACCCUCCCUCAGGGUGAUGCACCCUCCCUCAGGGUGAUGCACCCUCCCUCAGGGUGAUGCACCCUCCCUCAAGGUGAUGCACCCUCCCUCAGGGUGAUGCACCCUCCCUCAAGGUGAUGCACCCUCCCUCAGGGUGAUACACCCUCCCUCAGGGUGAUGCACCCUCCCUCAGGGUGAUACACCCUCCCUCAGGGUGAUGCACCCUCCCUCAGGGUGAUGCACCCUCCCUCAGGGUGAUGCACCCUCCCUCAGGGUGAUGCACCCUCCCUCAAGGUGAUGCACCCUCCCUCAGAGGUCACUCACUCUGCCCUGCAUUCCAUUAGACAAAAUAUUGAUUAAACUAGAGACUCAGUUAGACUGUACCGGUCCCCCCCCCUGUAUAUAACCUCCCUACUGUUAUUUUAUUUUACUGCUGCUCUUUAAUUAUUUGCUUAAAAAAAUUUUUUACUUAACACUUUUUUUAUUUUGUCUUUUGAUUUUUUUUAAACUGCAUUGUUGGUUAAGGGUUUGUAAGUAAGCGUUUCACUGUAUGUCUACACAUGUUGUGUUUCGGCGCAUGUGGCAAAUACAAUUUGAUUUGAUUUGAUUUGACUGUAACGCUUGAUAGUGGACCAGGUGACGUUACUAUGCACAACUCAAAGCCAUUUGAGUCCUGUUAUAGUAACAGUAAAAGUACCUGGUGUAGUAUUUUAGUUGUGCUCAUGUUUUAGCCUUAUUUAUUCAAUCCAGAGUUUGGUUGUGACAAUUCAUGUUUUUUUUUUAAAAGCUUUUCCUGUGAUACACUUUUUAAAUGUUUCUCUAAGAAUUACAUUUCGGCUAUAUUCAGGGGUGUGAUAAUGUUUUUAAGGUGGGGCUAGCAUGGGAUGGUGUGAGAUAUCCACUGCAAAUCAUCAGUGCAGUCUCCAUCGGCAGUGCAGCGUAGCCCACCCUCCAAGUCUGUGAGCUGAUUAAUGAUUCUCCAUGCGGAGGAUGUUUUGGCCUAGCGAGAUUGCUGCUCCUCUGUGGUGCUCCUGUUCACUUGAUCACCCCGGGCCAAAUUAAAUCUGGCAGGGAAGAACAGCGGGUCACAGGCCUCCGUCUUUUUCCUCCUCCUGAUAUUGAGCCGAACCAAAAUGUCCCCAGACGAUUCCCCUCUUAGAACAUUGCUGUGCUUGGUCUGACAGACAAAUCCAGUAAAUGUCACCAUGAUUUAGGGAAUAUUUCAUUUUCCAUUUCCUUGUUUCGGAGGAUUACAUUCUUGCUCUUUUGCCUCCCGGCCACUUUUUUCAGUCCCGGCAGGUACAAGAACAGGUUAAUCUGGUUUCUUUUGAUGCGUUUUGGACCUUUGAUCCAGUUUUAGUUUGUGUGUUCCAGGGUGAUUUAACAAAAUAAAAGCUUGCGUUAAGAUACGCUAGAGCAAGUACCAUUGCCAUUCAGAAUAUCUCCCCAUCUCUCUCUACUGUACUAUACGUUCUGCAUCAUUAUCCUUAGUACAGAAAUGCCUCGAUGCCUUUUCCCUGUUUUCUCACUCUUAUCAGUUCAAGGACAAUGUCCCCGAGACACAAAUAAACCAAAUUUUCAUAAGACUACCAGGCUAUUCAAUAUCACACAGUUGUCAGACAGUGUGGGUUGCUCAAAAUGCAAUGGAAACUGACUGCAGAACAUACAGCAGCUUGACAAAUUCAGGCAAUGGUAGCUGUCCAUGUAAAUCCUUUCACGUCAGUUAAAAGACCGUUUGUACUUCCUGUAGUUUAGGGUAAAGAUUCUAUCCUCAUUUCUGUGGGUGUUUGGUGUAGUCAGUGUUCAUUUGAAUACAUUUAAAUGGAUUUACUCACAUUUGAAAGCUAGAGGCCUUAUCCAGCCUGGCAGACAUAUAUAAUGCAUAUUUCAUAUGCCAUAUGCAUAUUUAAUUUCAGAAUCAGAUCAUUCCAUAUGUGCCCAAUGUAAUAUGAUGUUUCAGACUAGUGCCAUGAUAGCUUUUGCAUGUAUUUCUCCUCAGCAGUUCAUAAUUGUUAAAGAUAACAACUGUGCACAUAUUUUGUGUGAAAUGAAUGCAUAUUCUAUAUAACAAUGGAUGAAUACCAACCUCCCACCCAAUGUACAGCUUUGUAGGUCCAAAAGACAUACAUUACACCAAUAAGUGUUUUUAUCAGUGAUAAAAAUGAAUGGAAGAUAAGCACAUUACAUGUGUUGACCGUAUGCCUUUUUUUCACAGGUACGAGGAUAGCUACAAGCUUUGGACUCACCAUCCUGAUUCUUGCCUGUGGCUUUAUGAGGGACACCUUGCUAUAG
Molecule: messenger RNA, 4647 nt
Organism: Coregonus sp. 'balchen'
Lineage: Eukaryota; Metazoa; Chordata; Actinopteri; Salmoniformes; Salmonidae
Source: the annotation of a GenBank genome assembly